Messenger RNA from Impatiens glandulifera, 2021 nucleotides. RefSeq names its product aluminum-activated malate transporter 9-like. The coding region runs from base 166 to 1893 and encodes 575 amino acids. Lineage: Eukaryota; Viridiplantae; Streptophyta; Magnoliopsida; Ericales; Balsaminaceae. The record is from RefSeq and is a predicted model, not a curated record. The transcript has 7 exons. Gene Ontology annotation, cellular component: plant-type vacuole membrane. Gene Ontology annotation, biological process: malate transport.
GACUAUAAAUCUUGGACACUUGUAAUGCAUUUACAAUUAUACCAAUAGUUUAUUCCCAUCCCCCAUUCCCAUUCGGUGUACGUAAACCACUCGCAUGUUCUGUUCAGAUUUCCCGCAUAUAAAGAGAUAUACCCGAUCCAGAAUUACUGUAGAUAGACAGAAGAGAUGACAGCAAAAUUGGGUUCAUUUAGGCACAGCUUUGCAGAGAGAAGAGAAAGGGAAAAGCUAUUACCCACAAGUUUAAAGGAGACGAGCGCGUUUUGGGGGGAAGAAGGUAAAGAAGAUUCCGGCGGAUGCUUCUGUUUCCGUCGGAUCGGAGAGAAAUUUACAGAAACAUGGAGAAAUUCCAAGGAUGUCUUUUUAAAUGCUUGGGAGAUGGGUUUGGCCGACCCAAGAAAAGUGGUUUUCUCGGCGAAGAUGGGUUUGGCUCUGAUGCUCAUCUCUCUUCUCAUCUUCUUCCGAGAACCGCUUGAAGAACUUAGCAAUUACUCUGUCUGGGCUAUCCUUACUGUCGUCGUUGUGUUUGAGUUCAGCAUAGGAGCAACUCUAAGCAAAGGGUUUAACCGUGGAUUAGGGACUUUAACCGCCGGAGGUCUUGCCCUCGGCACGGCGGAGUUAUGUGAGUUGGCCGGAGAUUGGGAAGAAGCUGUCAUUGUUGCUAGCAUAUUUCUGACAGGAUUUGUCAUGACUUAUGCAAAGCUGUACCCAACAAUGAAACCAUAUGAGUAUGGAUUUCGAGUGUUCUUGAUAACAUAUUGCUUCAUAAUGGUAUCUGGGUAUCAGACAAGAGAGUUUGUGAAUACAGCAGUUACGCGGUUCCUUCUGAUCGCACUUGGCGCAGGCGUUUCUUUGGCUGUAAAUAUAUGCAUAUACCCAAUUUGGGCUGGGGAGGAUCUACACAAUUUAGUAUCGAAAAACUUCACCAGCUUGGCCACUUCAUUGGAAGGUUGUGUUAAUGGGUAUUUGAAAUGUGCAAACUAUGCUCGGGUUCCUUCGAAAAUACUUACUUACCAAGCUUCUGAUGAUCCAAUUUAUAGCGGAUAUAGAUCAACUGUCGAAUCGACUAGCCAGGAGGAAGCUCUGAUUGGUUUUGCUAUUUGGGAACCUCCUCAUGGUCCUUACAAAAUGUUUAAAUAUCCUUGGAGAGACUAUGCUAAAGUAGGCGGUGCUUUGAGACAUUGUACAUUCACUGUUAUGGCUUUACAUGGCUGCAUUCUUUCUGAGAUACAGGCUCCUAUUGAAAGUAGGCUGGUGUUUUCUAAAGAGCUUCAGAGAGUUGGAACAGCUGGUGCAAAAGUAUUAAGGGAGCUUGGGAGGAAAUUGAAAAACAUGGAGAAACUAGGUUCAAAUGACAUAUUAUAUGAAGUUCAAGAAGCUGCAGAAAAGUUACAAAAGGUAGUUGAUCAGAAAUCAUAUCUUUUAGUCUGUGCUGAAAACUGGAGGAUAGGACAUCGAGUCAAAGAAUUGAAAGAUGCACAAGAAUUCGCGGCUAUGGAAGAUGAAGAAAAUGUUUUCCAUUCCUUGAAUUACAGUUUUCCUGCAAUUUCAAAAAGUUGGACUGCGGAUAAAGGGGAUAUGAACAACGGUUGUAUACUCGCGCCUCCUGUUUCUAGGCUUGAAGAUGAUUCGAUGUUGUUAACUGAAGAAGGUGACGAAGAAUCGAAUACGUACCAGAAUGCCAGUAGACUUGCUCUGGCGACUUUCAUGUCUCUUAUGAUUGAAUUUGUUGCUAGGCUUCAAAAUUUGGUUGAUUCAUUUGAAGAAUUGAGCAUAAAAGCAAAUUUCAAAGAGGUGGUUUUAAUUUCAGAGGAAUCAUUAGAGGAAGAUGGAAUGUGGACAAAACUGCUUAGAGGGAUACAGUUUGGAAGGAAAGAAGAGCCUUUGUUGGUGUAAAAGUAUAUAAACAACUAAGUUUAGAGUAGUUAAUGAUUAAACAGAUUGAAAAGAUGAAAAUGAGUUCCUUUUCAAUCAAUCAUCUAAACUAUAAUCUUCUUCCAAGUUUAAUAUAUAAUUUUUCAUGA